This is a messenger RNA of Xyrauchen texanus (razorback sucker), 2824 nucleotides long. RefSeq lists its product as uncharacterized. The transcript has 16 exons. Gene Ontology annotation, molecular function: ATPase activator activity. The record is from RefSeq and is a predicted model, not a curated record. Gene Ontology annotation, cellular component: membrane. Bases 261 to 2372 code for a protein of 703 amino acids. Lineage: Eukaryota; Metazoa; Chordata; Actinopteri; Cypriniformes; Catostomidae. Gene Ontology annotation, biological process: membrane organization.
ACAGACUUCAACCCAAAAACGGCGCUGCGGACGUUACUGCCCUCACAAUUUGCAGCGGAAGUGACCGUGCAUAGACGCCAUUACCUAAAUCAAGCGUUGCUGCGUCAGUGGCACCACUGUGGAGUCGUGUUUGGACUUGCGACUUUUGAUAGCGCUGUCUGACAGGACAAAAUCCAAACUGUUAUCUGUGACUGGUCCCACAGCAAGACGGUCGGUCCAUUUCAGAUGCACGGUUACACACUACAGGAAGCAUAACAGCUAUGGCAGAGAUAAAAGUCGACAGUGACAGAAACAAGGAUGCACUUUUAACAACUGUUCAGAGUGCAGAAGGCAGUUCGGACAAGAAACAUGACUCCUCCCUUACAGUUAAUGAGAAGACUGAAAAGAGUCCAGAUAGACUGCCAGAUUCCAAGCAGCACAGUAACCUCCUUCCCUCUGAGACAACCACUGGAACAGAAGACAAAACCAAGAACAUUGAACACAGAGAGAGUAAAGAGAGGACUCAAGAGACUAUUGACACAACUUACCCACAUGGGGAUGCCCCUCACUCUCAAACAGACACAAGAAGAGUGGAUGACGGAGAGAAGGACAAUGAAAAGGGAGAGAAAAAAGAAGAGAAGACUGAAAAGAGUCCAGAUAGACUGCCAGAUUCCAAGCAGCACAGUAACCUCCUUCCCUCUGAGACAACCACUGGAACAGAAGACAAACCCAAGAACAUUGAACACAGAGAGAGUAAAGAGAGGACUCAAGAGACUAUUGACACAACUUACCCACAUGGGGAUGCCCCUCACUCUCAAACAGACACAAGAAGAGUGGAUGACGGAGAGAAGGACAAUGAAAAGGGAGAGAAAAAAGAAGAUGCAAAAACAGACUCUACAGCGAUUGGGCCAUCUGGUGAUUCUUUGUCAAGUAAAGGAAUAAAAAGAGAGGAUGAGAAGACUGAAAAGAGUCCAGAUAGACUGCCAGAUUCCAAGCAGCACAGUAACCUCCUUCCCUCUGAGACAACCACUGGAACAGAAGACAAACCCAAGAACAUUGAACACAGAGAGAAGAGGACUCAAGAGACUAUUGACACAACUUACCCACAUGGGGAUGCCCCUCACUCUCAAACAGACACAAGAAGAGUGGAUGAAGGAGAGAAGGACAAUGAAAAGGGAGAGAAAAAAGAAGAUGCAAAAACAGACUCUACAGCGAUUGGGCCAUCUGGUGAUUCUUUGUCAAGUAAAGGAAUAAAAAGAGAGGAUGAGAAGACUGAAAAGAGUCCAGAUAGACUGCCAGAUUCCAAGCAGCACAGUAACCUCCUUCCCUCUGAGACAACCACUGGAACAGAAGACAAACCCAAGAACAUUGAACACAGAGAGAGUAAAGAGAGGACUCAAGAGACUAUUGACACCCUUUACCAACAUGGGGAUGCCCCUCACUCUCAAACAGACACAAGAAGAGUGGAUGACGGAGAGAAGGACAAUGAAAAGGGAGAGAAAAAAGAAGAUGCAAAUACAGACUCUACAGCGAUUGGGCCAUCUGAGGAUGAGCCACUAAAUGAUACUGUACUCCAACAAGAAAACCAAACACCGAGAACUGUCCCAAAGAAUUACAAACUCGCCUGGAUCGGUGUCAUUGUGGCAUUGCUGCUAUCUGUAGUAUGUGCUAAUUUAUAUCAGUACAAUGUUGACUUAACUCAACCUGUACAAAAAGAGUUUAAUGUGGUGGAAUUGUUCAAUAAGGAAAUGGAAAAAGUCAAGUCUAGCUUUCCAAAUCAGCGCUCCGAGCUCUGGAGAAGGAGUCUUAUUCAUCUUAGACGCCAUCUAAAUUCUACCCACCACACUGAGCCUGUCAGCCUGAUAUUAACAUCUGGACAUGGGGCUGAAAGGACACUUGGGUGCCUAGCUCAACACUUGGCUAAAGCAUUUUCCACCGCCCUUAACUCUUCAUACCAUGAAAUUAUUGGAAAAGGCACAGCAUCACAAGACAGUGAUCAGGUCAAGCUGGAUAUUGAUAGUAAACUGAGAGAAGCCUUUGAGAAAAACACGAAAGCUGCAGUUGUCCACCGUUUUGAGGAGUUUCCUCCUGGAUCCACUCUCAUCUUUUACCGUUAUUGUGACCAUGAAAAUGCAGCAUAUAAAAAUGUCUUCCUGGCCUUUACUGUUAUGCUUGAUGCAGAAGUGGAAGUCCCAGCCAAUGCCUCCCUUGGAAAAGUGGAGGACAUGGUACAUGAGCAAAUAAAAGAGAGGUUUAUCUCAUCUGACAAGUCAGCUCUAUUUAAUCAAAUGGAUGUAGACAAACUGAGUGGGCUCUGGAGCAGAAUUUCUCACCUUAUUUUGCCAGUGGUUGCAGAAGAGAAAAUUGAACAGCAGGGCUGUGCUCAAGGGUGAAACGUUAUGAAAGUAGAUAAAGGACUGUGAGACUUUUUGCGCAAAUUAUUACUUGGAACUAUUAAGCGCUUGCUUUGCCUCUCAAAUGAGGGCUCUAUACUUUAAAUUAAUAAGAAUAUUGGUGAGUCUCCAGGUGUGUGUUACUGUAUGAAUAAUGGGCCUUGCAUUUUUCCAGCUCAAAACAUCCUCCUGUCACAAUUUUUAUUUAAUCAGGACAUGUACAUUUUCUUAUGAAUCUGAGCACUUUAAAAAAAAAAAAAAUGUUUUUUAUUCAAAUCUGAUUGUCAUUAUUAAUCUAAAUGGGUUUAAUCUAAAGAAUAAAAUCGUUCUUAAUGUAUUCAUUUUGUUUGUCGGGAAUUAAUACAUGGUGAGCAUGUGGGCGAUCCAUGGUGUACUUUUCUACAUUAUAAGUUUAAUAGAGAAAAAUGUGCCUUAAUAAAUACAUCUGCUCU